CCUUCAUUUACAGCUGAUGUGAAAAUACAGAAUGGAAGAGAGGAAGGUUACAUCAUCAGUGGUUUGCAGGAGGAACAUCCGUCGACGUGCCUGCAGCAGCAGCCGCUCUAGGGGCGGGGCUUGUUUGCCAAGCCACGCCCCUGCCUCCGACCAUCAGAGCAACAAGUCACAACCGGUCUGCAGGAUCUCCCGAUGCACAGUGCUGAUCUGCGCUCGUGCCCUCGGGUUUUGUGAUCAUAUGAUGGUGAUAUGCGCUAAUCAUACGUGAAUGAUGGAGAAACACAUCAGCUGCGCUCGUCACGAAAUGACGGAGUGGAGUUCGGUCUGAAGAUGAUGAUGACGAGUGAGGACGUGGGUCUGGUGACGCCGACAGAGCUGACGGACCCUCAGAAGGACGACCCCCAGCGUCCCGCACACUUCAGACAGAGUCUCAUGCUCCAGCUCAUUGAUGAUCUGUCAUAUGAGGAUGUAAAGAAAUGCUACAGGGGUUCAACCGUCAGCAAAUACAACUCACAGUACCACAAACUGUUCUCAGCCGUCCCGAAGGAGGAGAUCCUCAUGAAGGUUUAUUCCUGCGCUCUUCUGCGGGACAUUCUGCUGCAGGGCCGGCUUUACAUCUCUCGAAACUGGCUGUGUUUCUAUGCAAACCUCUUCGGGAAAGACAUCAAGGUUUGUGUCCCGGUGGUGUCUGUGCGGCUGGUGAAGAAACACAAGACGGCUGGACUGGUUCCUAACGGACUGGUCAUCACCACCGACAGCAGCCAGAAGUAUGUGUUUGUGUCUCUGCUGUCCAUGCACACCCUACAGGGAUCUUCAGAGAGACGCCUGGAGGCCGAGAAGGUCCUGCUGACCGAGCCCGAGUCUGAGCUGGGACACAUGGAGUAUCAUCUGCUCAAGUUCUUCAUCCUGCUCAUCAUUCUGCUCAUCUUUUCAUCGUGUUAUCUGGCGUUCCGCGUCUGCAGUCUGGAACAGCAGCUGUCUCUCCUCAACACACAGCCGGCGAUGAGCGUGAGAGAGAGGUAACCCCGGUUUAACCCCGUGCCAACAUCCAGAGCAGCGUCUGUAGACGGUUAAACCAGCUCUAGUCAAGAAGUAGAAGAAAACAUCCAGGAUUCAGGACUGAACAGGAUUACGAAGACCGUUCUGUUACUGAACCCAAACCAGAUAGUGUCUCUGUGUGUGUUUGUUGUUUGUUCUCUAACCAGCACAUGUUUAGUGCACCGCUAGAAAGCAUCAGUGAGUACUUCUGUCUGGUAAACAUGUAUAUUUUUGUAUAUUUUUAAAAUGUAUUUUUUUAGAUAUUUUAAUAAAUCACAAAAUAAGGAUAAAUGUUUAAAAUGCAUAAAUUAUAUUUAUACUUUAUUUAAUGAUUAU
Messenger RNA from Cyprinus carpio (common carp), 1374 nucleotides. Its product is annotated as GRAM domain-containing protein 2A-like. Gene Ontology annotation, cellular component: organelle membrane contact site; endoplasmic reticulum membrane; extrinsic component of cytoplasmic side of plasma membrane. The record is from RefSeq and is a predicted model, not a curated record. The coding region runs from base 331 to 1023 and encodes 230 amino acids. The transcript has 10 exons. Gene Ontology annotation, biological process: regulation of store-operated calcium entry. NCBI's taxonomy places the organism in Eukaryota, Metazoa, Chordata, Actinopteri, Cypriniformes, Cyprinidae. Gene Ontology annotation, molecular function: phosphatidylinositol-4,5-bisphosphate binding.